UUUCUUACUAUAAUCUUUGGCACAUCUGCUUUCUUCCAAAGAGUAUAUAUUCAGUUUCUUGUAGAUUUUCGGAUGCUAAAUUAUUCCAGUGAAAUGACUGCCACAGUUAUUGCGAGGGCGACGGUGCACGGCGUGCGACUGGUAGGCGACGCCAUCUCUCUAGCAGUGGGGGUUCUGUGGGUGCUGUUCACUGCGCUGCUUCGGACGCUGCUGCCCCCGCCACUACCCAAGAGCAUCGCUGGCGAGGUCGCGCUGGUAGUGGGCGCAGGACACGGAUUGGGCCGCGAUGUGGCGCUGCUUCUGGCCACCAGAGGCGCCAACGUCGUCUGCUGGGAUUUCGACGCAGCAGCCAACGGCGACACAGUCCGGCUGAUUCGCGGUGUAAGAGGCAAGGCGACGGGGUACGCAGUGGACGCAUCGAACCGCGACGAGGUGCAGGUGGCAGCGGCGCGGAUGCGGCGCGACGUGGGCGUGGUCACGCUGCUGGUGGGCGGGGCGGGGGCGCUGGCGCCACGCCUACCGCUGCUGCAGCAGUCGCCGGAGCUCAUCGAGCGCACCGUGGCCGCCAGCCUCUACUCCCUCUGCUGGACCCUGGAGGCAUUCCUGCCCGCAAUGAUUGAUAAAGGUCGUGGCCAUGUGGUGACGCUGAUAUCAGGGAAUUCUCUCAGACCAGAGCCUAACAUGGUCCCCUUCUGUGCUGCUCAAUACGCCGUACGAGGUUUUAUUGAGGCUCUGGAAGCAGAAAUUCAACAGGACAUGCGAAUGACGGGCAUCAAAUUUACCACAAUUUACACUUGGAAUAUUAAUACCAAAAGGAAUCUGGAGACACCUAGAUUUAGUUACCUACCUGUACUAAAUGCUCAGCAAAUAGCUGAAUCUGUGGUAGAUGCAAUUCUCAAGAAUUGUAAUGAACGCAGUAUCCCUGCUUUAUUGCUUCCCAUCAGCCACUUGCAGAGACUGCUCCCACACAGUGUGCUGCAUAUGACAAACAAGUUCCUACAUCGAGCUGUCGAGCUUGACUAAUUGUUACAUGGCAUGAUACAAGAUAAGAGCAUCUGUGAUACCAUUACCUGAUAUCUUUCUCACUGGAUUUGAUCAAAUUAAAAGUCACAGUGAUUUUUUUUUAAAAAAGGACAUUCAAAUAUCACCUAUAGAAGUAAUCCUUAUAGUGUUUACAAAUGGACUACAUAGGUCAUAAACAUUGUUGAGGGGAUACAAAUAUGAAUUUCAGAGAAUGGUAAGGAGUUUUGUCUAACAAUAUCUAAUUGGGCUAGUACCAAAGAGAAAAAAAUAUAAUGGAAUUGGAAAGGAAUAACACGAAAUAUUCAAAUACAGUUGAAAUACUACACCAUUCAGAGCUUGUGAAGAUAAGAAGGCUUUGACUGUCAAUGCUACUCCGGAAUUAGGCGUAAUGCCUGUUAACUUGAAAAAGAAUAAUAACUUGGAUGUAAUGUAUGCUAACUUGAUGAAUAUUUUAACUUUCUGUUUGUCAUGAGAUCAUUAGACAUAGAGCUCAGACUCAGGUAGAACAAUGAUGGAGAAGGAAAUUGGCCACAUUUACAUAAAAAUAGGAGGGAGAACAAAAAACCUAAAUCUGUAUGACUGGAUCAGAAUAUGAACUACAACUACUCUUAAAUAGGGGUCCAGUUCUUUAUACUUGUGUUCAAGAAGAAAAUUAUUUCUGAGUUUCAACAAUUAUUCUUCUCUUGCUGCAUAUUAUUUCCUGAUUGGAAGAAUAAUUUGAGACCUUGGAAGAGCCGUGAAACCACAGCUACACUCCAUGCACUAGAAAGGAGACUUCUUCGCAUGUGGGUGCUAACUUCUUCAUGAUUUGUAUAGCCUGCAUUAAAUCCAAACAGUUUUUCUAAUGUUUCUGUUGGCAGACUCUCGGGUUUGCCAUUCCCAUCAAUUAUAAAGUUUCCAAAAGCUGAAAAAAUAAAGCAUGUAUUAUUUGAAAGUA
Messenger RNA from Schistocerca gregaria, 1960 nucleotides. RefSeq names its product 17-beta-hydroxysteroid dehydrogenase 13-like. The record is from RefSeq and is a predicted model, not a curated record. NCBI's taxonomy places the organism in Eukaryota, Metazoa, Arthropoda, Insecta, Orthoptera, Acrididae. Gene Ontology annotation, cellular component: lipid droplet. The transcript has 10 exons. Bases 73 to 1023 code for a protein of 316 amino acids. Gene Ontology annotation, molecular function: oxidoreductase activity, acting on the CH-OH group of donors, NAD or NADP as acceptor.